Messenger RNA from Bolinopsis microptera, 1326 nucleotides. RefSeq names its product 17S U2 SnRNP complex component HTATSF1-like. Gene Ontology annotation, molecular function: RNA binding. NCBI's taxonomy places the organism in Eukaryota, Metazoa, Ctenophora, Tentaculata, Lobata, Bolinopsidae. The transcript has a single exon. Gene Ontology annotation, biological process: mRNA splicing, via spliceosome. The record is from RefSeq and is a predicted model, not a curated record. The coding region runs from base 1 to 1326 and encodes 441 amino acids. Gene Ontology annotation, cellular component: U2-type spliceosomal complex; U2 snRNP.
AUGGCUGAGAAAGGUCUCUCAAGUGAUGAAUCGGACGAAGGGGAAGAUAAGAUAACUGUAGUGAGAGAAACAACUACAAGACCAGACAUAGUUCCUCCUAAAGAUGAACUUGAAUACCAGUUACAGGCUGAACUCAGAGAAAAAGAAAAAAUUGCAGCAGGACAUUAUUACUCUGAUCCCAAUGAUGGUACAUGUUAUGAAUGGGAUGAGAGUCAGAGGGCCUGGUUUCCACGUAUCACAGAAGACUUUUUGGCAGCAUAUCAAAUGAGUUAUGGUGUGACCCAAGACAACCAGUCCUCAAGUCCUGACAAGGACACCAAAUCUGUGGAGUCAACUGAUGUCAAGGAAUCUUUACCUAUUUCUGAACAGAAAGAGGACACUGUUCAAGUUGAUCAAAAUGAAGAAAGUGACUGUUCAAAAACUGUCGAAGAAAAAUCUGUGCCAAAGAAACAGAAAAAGGAACCUGAAUGGUUUCAAAUGGAUGCAGAUAAGAACACAUGGAUUUAUGUGUCUGGACUUCCUCUGUCGAUGAACUCUGAUGAAUUUCUUGCAUUAGUUGGGAAGUAUGGUUUAGUUAUGGAGGACCCAGACACCGAGAAGAAAAGAUUCAAAAUGUAUACCGACGACGAAGGAAACUUUAAAGGUGAUGCAAAGUGCUGUUACUAUAGAAAAGAGUCAAUACCACUGGCAAUUCAAAUGUUAAACGGAACUAAGCUUCCGGGAUCAACUCAUAAAGUGAAAGUUGAACAGGCGAAUUUCGUUUUGAAAGGUGAAUUCAACCCUAAAUUAAAACCAAAGAAGAAAAACAAUAAGAAUAAGAAAAAGCGUAAGAAACAAGAUAAUAUGUUAGAUUGGAGGGAUAGGGCUGGUGGUAAUGAUCUACGACCAAAACACGCCAAAAUUGUCAUCAUGAAACACUGUUUCGAUCCUAAAGAGUUUCUCGAAGAUGCUUGUAUGAUCACUGAAAUUCGAGAUGACAUAAAACAAGAAUGUGAGAAGCUUGGACCAGUGAAAAAGGUUUUUCUGUUUGAUCGACAUCCUGAUGGUGUAGUCUCAGUUAAAUUUGAUACUCACGAAGCUGCUGAGGAUGCAGUCAAAGGUUUUGACAAAAGGUGGUUUGGUGGCCAGCAAAUACAAGCUCACCAGUGGGAUGGUGUGACCGAUUAUGCGAUAGAAGAAACGGCUAAAGACCGUGAAGUUAGGUUAGCCAGCUGGCACAAGUUCAUUGGAGAUGGGGAAGUGGAUGAGACUGCCCCUGCUACUCCCUCAGACAAACCUUCAGAACAAUUAUCAGUAAAUACUGAAGAUCAUAAUAUUACAGCAUAG